CGACGAGGUCCCAGCAGGUCCGCGGAUUAUGUGCAGAUCAGUGUCGUGUGUCCUGCCUUACCAACUGACGGGGUAUGGUGGAAGGGCAUGCCAGAAUGAUCCCUUCUCUUUCUGCUGUUUUCCAUCGUCCUUUUUCUAGCUUCAGCGGUACCGUCGCACACAUAAGCAUUAGAUUUGUUUACCUUGCUGCCUUCGCUCCGGAUUUUCUACUUUGUGCAACGCCAUCCUCGUGGCGCAGGGAAAUUACUGGGGUACGUGGAAGGACUUCCCUUCAACCGGACCAUCCAGGAAAGGAGCUACUUUGAUGGCGUCAAACUGUGCCAGCCUCACUUUUGCGCGAACUGUCGGAUGGCAUUGGUGUGACUGGGGAGUUGACAUCAGUUGGACCCGUUGCCAUCGUAACGUGAACCUGUCAGUGAAGGCCAAGAAUCGUAUUCUGUGCAUCAUAGUAGCUAGGCAAGUGAUAAAGAAAGGACAUUUGACGACAUGGCGGAGAAGUGUAUUGUGAACAUCGAAUCUUUGAAUCAAGCAGAAUAUAGCUUUUUUGUCAAGUAGUGAAUCAAACAUUCCCCAUUAGAUUGAACCCGGAAGAAAAUUUUAAUCUUCUAUCCCGGAUAUUUGUGUUACUUUAUGUGAAUAUGACCUGCCGAAAAAAAUAGAGACUCUUGCAAAAAAACGUUUCUCUGUCGCGUGUAUUGUUCGCUUCAACUCUCCGGUAUUGGAAACAUCCUGUUCCUAUCAUCCCGCAGCGGAAGUAACAACUGAAAAUGGAUUGGGACAUCGUUGACAUCUUUAAUUUCCACCCGGAGAACCAGGAGCUUGACAUUGGCAUUCAAUCAAUCCUGCUGAGGGAAUCGAGCUUCAUCACAACACUUCCACAUGCUGAGGACGAAUCUUCAGAAUGCCACAACACACCAAUGAUCCAUUUAUCUUCAUCUUGGAAGCCUUCUAAAUGCAUAUCUCCAGCGUUGGAGCUUCGUGAUUCCCACCAGUUGUCCGACACAAUGUCCUGUUUAGAGGAGAUGGAAGUACUACGCGACAUGUUCGAGGAACCCAACGACAGUUUGAACAAGGCUGCCGUUCCCAUUUCACCUCCAGACAACUGCUCCAGGGAAUCUGGUCUGCGUGACAAACAACUUCACACUGACAACAACAACCUGCAGCCGAGGGACGAAAGGCCUUUCCGGUGUGCCAUCUGUCCCAAGGCGUUCCGACUUUCCUCCACACUGUCCGCACACAAGAAGCUGCACGACCAAAGAGGACCCAGUCUACGGUGUGAGACGUGUGGACGAGCCUUCACGCAACCCAGCGCUCUCUUCAGCCAUCGACUGCUGCAUCGGUCGGAUCGGCCACAUAGCUGCAGCCUCUGUGGAAAGCAGUUCGUUCGGCUGCAUGCCCUCAAGACACACGUGCUUAGUCACGCGGACGAACGACCCUACGAGUGUGACCAGUGUGGAAAAGCUUUUACCGAAAAGCACGUGCUCGUACGCCAUCGCAAGACGCACAGUGACGAGCGGCCCCAUGAGUGUGCCGUUUGCUCGAAAGCCUUCAAGGAGCGGUAUGACCUGCUGCGCCACACGCUCAUUCACAGUGGACUGCGGCCGCACAAGUGUCCCGACUGCUCCAAAACCUUUGUCCAAUCCAAUGCACUGAUUAAGCAUCGAAAGUGUCACGAACGGGAACGCACCGUUGGCCAUCAUCAGUUGAACGCAGCUUCCUUUGAUGUAACUAGGGUCGAAACUACGUGUUGCUAAGUGAAACAGUGACGGAGCGAGAAGCAACAAAUGUUAAUGUUGAUUUUCAGAGUGUAAAUAGAAACGUGUUUGAGCAAAUGUUAUUGUGAGUGUCUUUGGAAAGGCAUUCAGAGGAAGUGUGCAAUUAAAUAAAGUGUGUAUAUAUUCACAGACAUGCUUCUGGGUCAUCUUAAUAAUGGUUUCAUAUGGAAUAUUAAAUUGACGGACGCUCUGAAAAUGAAUGUUUUUCCUGUUUUAGUGACACUAUUGAACAAAGUCACUUUACAUUCCCUCACUAAAUUACCUACGCAAACAACUGAUGUCACCCCAAACCAAAGGGACGUUGUUGCUCCAUUCCACAAUGCCCCACAGUCCCAGAGGAAGGUUUUGUUAGAACCACUCUGUAAAGACUACUCCUUGCCCAGUGUAGUUCCGCUGAUUGUUAAGUAAACAUUUUGAAGAGGUAGAUUGUCCUGCAACGAAAUUACCUUUAAUAUGUUUGCACAGGAAAGUACAAGGCCAAUAGUU
Anopheles gambiae (African malaria mosquito) is the source of this 2261-nucleotide messenger RNA. Its product is annotated as zinc finger protein 397-like. NCBI's taxonomy places the organism in Eukaryota, Metazoa, Arthropoda, Insecta, Diptera, Culicidae. Gene Ontology annotation, molecular function: RNA polymerase II cis-regulatory region sequence-specific DNA binding; DNA-binding transcription factor activity. Gene Ontology annotation, cellular component: nucleus. The record is from RefSeq and is a predicted model, not a curated record. The transcript is spliced from 4 exons. The coding region runs from base 768 to 1754 and encodes 328 amino acids. Gene Ontology annotation, biological process: regulation of transcription by RNA polymerase II.